AGUUAAUGCUGAACGGGCGGUUCGCGUUUGAUCUUUGAUGUAUUAGUUCAUCUCGAGACUUCACGAUGUGAUUUCAGUGAAAAUGUGUCGAGUAAUAAUGAUAUCAGCUAUAAGGUUCAACUACAGAUCAUCGUUCAUCUCAUAAUGUUGUGAAAAGUAAAUCGAAUAAACUUUCAAAGAUGAACUCACACGACACGAGCUCCUCUAAACCUAUGGAAGCUGUACAGCAUCCACAUCCAGAACCAGGUAAACCGAACUACGUUCAUGUGGAUCUGGAAGCUCAUAAAACAGUGAUGAAGAUCGGUACAGCAGUAUUCUACGCGAUAUCUUCGUUCUUCAUUACAGUAAUCAAUAAAUCCGUACUGACCAGCUACGGUUUUCCAUCUUUUCAGUUCUUAGCUUUCGGUCAAAUGGUUACCACCGUUGUGGUUCUUUUCGUUGCUAAGAAAAUCGGUUACAUCAAGUUCCCGAAUUUUCAUUUUAGAAUAUUCUAUCAAUUAUUUCCGUUGCCAUUUAUCUACGUCGGUAAUAUGACCUUUGGAUUGGGCAGCACGAAAGAACUCAGUUUACCUAUGUUCACCAUGUUGAGAAGAAUAUCCAUAUUCAUGACCAUGAUUGGCGAAUACUUCGUUCUGAAAAUAAAACCAUCACCGUCGGUUCAAAUAUCGGUCGCUUUGAUGAUCCUCGGAGCAGGAGUAGCAGCUCUUAAGGAUUUGGCGUUCACUUUACACGGUUAUACUUACGUUUUAAUCAACAAUCUGUUUACCGCUAGUUCGAACAUCGUUACUAAACAGAAGCUAGAGUCUCGUUCAGAAAUGGGCAAAUAUGGUAUAUUAUUUUAUUGCUCGAUUUUCAUGUUACCUGUUUGUUUCAUACUGUUGUGGCAGACUGGAGAUUUGGAGAAAAUAGCCAAUUAUCCGCACUGGUUGAGUUUCCCAUUUCUUGUACAGUUUUCACUGUCGUGUGUGAUGGGAUUUGUACUUUCGUAUAGUGUGAUGUUAUGUACUCAGUUUAAUUCUGCCCUUACUACCACAAUUAUCGGGUGUUUGAAAAACAUACUUAUUACUUAUUUAGGCAUGUUUAUCGGUGGCGAUUAUGUAUAUUCUUUCGAAAAUUUCGUCGGUAUAAAUAUCAGCGUUGCUGGAAGUAUUUUGUAUACUUGGGUUACCUUUAGACCGAAAAAACCGCAUCCUGUGCUUGCUCCUUUGAAACAGGUUACCACUAAUAUAUGAAUGACUGUACAACUGUAUCAAUUAUUCUUUUUAUAUGCGAGUGUAUGAAUGUCUAGUCAUUAGUAAUGUCCAAAGUGAUGCCAUAAUUUAUUUUUUAGAUUGUUCGAAUGACUAGAAUAUCGUAUAUUUUUAUCCUUUCUUAAAUCGUAGAUUUCCUUUUGUAAAUUUCGAUACUUAAUUUUAUUAUUGAUUGAGACUGUAAAAAGUUGUGUUUUUUUUAGCGAAUCAGUCAUUGUGGUACUUGUUGAAAAAAUUGAUAUCAUGAUUGGAUAAUAUCAAAGCUGGAAAGAAAGAUCACGACUUAAUCGUUAAGUUGUGCUUAGUAUAAGGAAAAGGAAAUGCAGUAUUCAAUCUGAGCGUUUAUGAGUAACGCAAGUAUUCUUAUUACUGCUUUGAUUUUUUAUGGAUGCCUGUAAAAGUGUUAAUUAACUUUAAUGGUUAAUAGUCGUUCAAUUUUUUUUCUAAUUGCUUAUUCUUGUGUACUUGGAAUAUUAUAAGAUGUUGAAAAUUUCUUGCGCAAUUUUUUUUAUGUAAAUCUGUCGACAUUUUUUUUCUUUUUUUAAUUUCCUGUAAAAUGUCCAACCAAAGUUUUACCGCAUUUAUAUGAAAUUUUUAAAUUUUGUAAUUUUUAUUUUAAAUAUACAUUUUUUAUCGAAACGAUUUUGAGAUUUUUAUAAAAUAAUGGGCAUUUUGUUGAAUUAAAUUUAUUUUAAACUAACAACUUAGUGAUAUUUUAAUCUAAUUAUGAACAUGAUAAACUACACAAUGAAUCGACAUCUUCCUUGGUUAAAUUUUCAAAUUCUAGGGCAAACUUCUACGAAUUCGUCAUCUUUAGCAGUGCAUUUUUUCACCGCUAACUUGAUCCCUUUAUGCUGUUUGUCAAUUUUAUUAGAAAAUUUGACCCCAUCGUACAUAAACGUAUUGUAACUGAUAGUUA
This is a messenger RNA of Planococcus citri (citrus mealybug), 2169 nucleotides long. RefSeq names its product UDP-sugar transporter UST74c-like. Gene Ontology annotation, cellular component: Golgi apparatus. The transcript is spliced from 2 exons. Lineage: Eukaryota; Metazoa; Arthropoda; Insecta; Hemiptera; Pseudococcidae. Gene Ontology annotation, molecular function: UDP-N-acetylgalactosamine transmembrane transporter activity; UDP-glucuronate transmembrane transporter activity; antiporter activity. The record is from RefSeq and is a predicted model, not a curated record. Bases 180 to 1232 code for a protein of 350 amino acids.